Molecule: messenger RNA, 918 nt
Organism: Vicia faba (fava bean)
Lineage: Eukaryota; Viridiplantae; Streptophyta; Magnoliopsida; Fabales; Fabaceae
Source: the annotation of a GenBank genome assembly
AUGGCGGAGGCACUGGAAAUGGAAUCCUCAACGCCCCCAGAUCUGGAAGAACUCGAUCCAUCAUCAACACUGUUAGAUCUCACGAGUUACCAGCUUCACGACCUUGACUCAGUCGAGUUGCCUCCCAAUCUCACCGAGUUAGACCUCACCGCGAAUCGUUUAUCUAACCUAGACCCUCGCAUAGGCCAAUUACCCGAUCUCAAAAAGCUCUCCCUCCGUCAAAACCUAAUCGCCGACGCCGCCGUUGUUCCUCUCUCUUCCUGGAACGCCCUCUCCUCUCUUGAGGAAUUGGUGUUUCGUGAUAAUCAGUUAAAGAAUGUUCCGGAAGUAAGCAUAUUUAAGAGGCUUUUGGUUUUUGAUCUGUCGUUCAACGAAAUUGCGUCGCUACAUGGUGUUUCUAGGAUUUUGGAACUCGGCUCGAAUAAAUUACGGGUGAUGGAGAAUUUGGAGAACCUUGUGAAUUUGCAGGAGCUAUGGCUUGGACGUAAUCGGAUUAAAGUUGUGAAUCUAUGUGGUUUGAAAUGCAUUAAGAAGAUUAGUUUGCAAAGCAAUCGUCUUACUUCGAUGAUUGGAUUUGAGGGUUGCAUAGCUCUAGAAGAACUAUACUUGAGCCACAAUGGUAUCUCAAAAAUGGAAGGCUUGUCAUCUUUAGUCAAUCUCCGGCUUUUAGAUGUAUCAUCAAAUAAGCUAACCUCUGUGGAUGACAUUCAGAACCUGACACAAUUAGAAGAUUUGUGGCUUAAUGACAACAAAAUAGAAUCACUUGAAGGAUUUGCUGAGGCUGUCGCAGGGUCAAGAGAGAAGCUUACCACAAUAUACCUAGAAAAUAACCCUUGUGCCAAGUUACCCAAUUACACCGCCAUCCUCAGGGAAAUCUUCCCCAACGUGCAACAAAUUGAUUCUGAUGUAUUUUCUUAA